GAUGACGCUGGGGCGUCCACCGGAAGCGGGCUGUAGCGUCCUUGGAGAUCGACUGACGUUGUUGUUAAUAGUUUAACUGCACAUAUGAAAUGUGGUCCUUCAUAUGAAACGAGCCGUUUUCUACAGGGAAAGCGGUUCAUGCCUCUUUACAAGAAACCAUGGCUGCAGCUGCUCUUAUUGGAGAUCAACUGAUCCUUGAAGAGGACUAUGAUGAGAACUACACCCCCUCUGAACCAGAGAUUCACGAGUAUGCCAGAGAGAUUGGCAUUGAUCCUGACCGGGAACCUGACCUCUUGUGGCUUGCUAGAGAGGGCAUUGUUGCCCCCCUGCCCCGGGAAUGGAAGCCUUGCCAGGAUGUCACAGGUGACGUGUACUACUUCAACUUCUCCACGGGCCAGUCCACCUGGGAUCACCCCUGUGACGAGCACUACCGUGGCGUGGUGACGCAGGAGCGGCAGCGGGCCCAACUGGCCGGCCCCGGCGCUGCAGGAGCAGGCUCCGCUGGGAAGAAGGAGACCAAGGAGAAGAAGAAAAAGAAGGAAAAAAAGGAAAAGAAGGUGAAGAGGAAGAAAGAGCCUCUCAUGACUCCCGGACCUCUGAGUUCAGCCCUUGGUCCCCUGCCGUCCACGCUGGGCAGCCUGGCUCCAUUGAGGGGACUGGAUGCCCUUGGCCCCGGCCCCAUUCCCAGCGCAAAUCCUCCUCUCCGGGGGUCCCUUGGGGGGACCCCAAGCUCUGGGGGGCUGGAGCCUCUCAAGACAUCCCUUGGGGCUCUACGCAGCAGCGGAGGCUCCAGCGUACUUGGGAGUCGGCAGGAGCGGGGGUCCAUGUCCGUACUGGUCCGAAAGGACCAGGACGACCCUGAUGCCGGGGAGCCAAACUCAGGGAACCAGAGUGCUUGUGGUUCAGCCGGACUUUUGAGGAACCUCUACCUGGACCUGGAUGCCCUGGGAGGGGGCCUGCAGUAUGAGGACAGUGAGGCCAGUGGCGGACCUCCACCCGAGGAGCGUACGGAGCCAGAGCUGCAGGACCUGGCUCUGUCCAGAGACCACAGUCCAGAGCCCCCCUCCCAACAGGGGUCCCUCUCGGGGUGCCACCCGUCACGCUCCCCCCUCUUGCCCGGCAGGGAGGAGGGGGGUGAUGGUGCCGGGGGAGAGUCCUCAGGCGGGCGCCAUGGGGUACUGCAUGGGGGAAAGACGGAGGAAAAACAAGCGGUGGGGGAGGAGGAGGAUGGUCGGGGAGAGGAGGAGGAGAUGGAGGAGAGAGGAGGAGGAGGGGAGGAGUUGGAUGGUCAGAUAGGGGCUGAGAAAGAGAGCGAUGAUGGAGCAGCACUCAGCAUGGAGAGAGUUGGGGGUAAAACUGAAGAGGAAUACAAUGAGGAGGGGGAAGAGAAAGCAGCCACCAGGGGGAAGGAGGAGGAGGAGGAGGAGGAGGAGGAAGGUGAGGAGUGGGAAGGGGAGGAGGGGGCAGAGAGGCAAAGUGUACAGAGCCCGAAGAAGGGCCGCGUGGGGGAAGGGGACAGAGAGAAAGAGGAGGCGCAGAUGAGUAACGAGGUGGUGGUAGAUGAGGAGAGGGCAAAUGGGUGUGGCAUCAGUGAUUUGGGGCAGAGCGAUGAGGAGGUAGAGGAGGAUAUUGAGGAAGAGGAGGCGGAGGUAGAGCUGUGUUCUGAAAAGGAUUAUUCCGGAGAGAUUGACCUUGCCAGAGAAACGGACGCCUCAGAGAGAGAUGAAGAUAGAGCAUUUGACAGAUUUAUAGUGAGUGAGGAAGAGGAAGUGGCAGGAAUGCUGCAGAAAGGAGAGAAGAAGGAGGAAGGUGUUGACAGCGAGAAAGAGGAGAGCAGGCCUAGCAAGAGCGAGGAGGAGGAGGAGGAGGAGGAGGUGGUGGAGAGAUGGGUGCAUGAUGAUGGAAAAGGGGAAGAGGUGGAGACGGGCCGAGGGGAGGAUGAUGAGAUCGAGGACCAAGCGUUGGAGGGAAACGUCCAGGGUGAGGCGGGGGGGGAAUGGUCGGACGGGGCCUCGGUCGGACGGAGUGAGGAAGAGGAGGAGGAGGUUGUGGAGCUGUCUGCGGAGGCUCCGCUGGUCGGCGGGGACCGCAGGAUGCCCGACACAGACCGCAAAGCUCAGAAGAAACGCGUCCCCCCACUAAAAAGUCCCCCUCUGGGAGAGGAGUCAGUGGCCAGUGAACAAAUGGAGGAUGUUCCUUCGUCCAUGGAGGAUCUUAAGUCCGGCUAUCUCUCCAAGAUGUCGGAGAAGCCCCUUGAGCCCAAAGACCGGUCCCCUGCCGUCAGCCCCCUGGACACGGACCUGGGGGACAAGGAGGAAGACGAGGAGGACGAGGAGGAGGAGGAGGAGGAGGGAGAGAGGGAGCCGAGCGUGAGGAGGAACUCCACAGGCAGGAGACCCGUGCAGGCUGCUGCGGCGGUGGAGCGCUCUCCAGCCCGUCAGGUGGAUCGGCUGGUCCUGCACCAGUCAGGCACCGAGCACUCCCUCUCCAGCCCCGAGCCCUCGGGCAGGGACGCAGGGCUCCGCCCGAAGGCCGAGGGCCUCAGUUCCUCCCUGGGGCUCCAGAGGCCCGAGACAUCCAGGGGUCGGCUGGCCCGCGCCCCUAACGCCCGCCAACGAGAGCAGGAGUCCCCCACGCGGGAGCAGGGCGGCCCGCCGGCCGAGGAGCUGAGCUGGAAGACGAGGAGGACCCUCAGUGGGGAAGGGGAGAGGGACGAGGAAGAGGAGGAGGAGGUGGAGAUCGGAAAAUUAAGGAAAAAAGAGCAGCAGGAGGACGAGAGGAGGAAGAUGGAGGUAGAGGAACGGGAUGAAGAGGAGAAGGGAAGGGAAAGGCGUAAUGAGGAGAGAGCGAUGGAGAGGAGGAAUUUGGAAAGGGAGGUGGAGGAGGAGAAGAGGCGUGGCUCGCUGGAGAAGGAGAGAAGGCUACGCCUCCUUCGGGAGGAGCUGAGGAGAGAAGAGGAGGAGGAGGAGAGGAGGCUGAAGAAGGAGAGUGAGGAGAGAGUCAGGGCUGUGUGUGAGCGGCUGGACUCUGAGAGGAGCAAGGAGGAGGCCAGGCUGAGAGAGGAGUCAGACAGGAAGUUAAAGGAGCUGAGGGAGAGCGGCCAGAGGGAGACGGAGCACCAGCAGCAUACGCUCAGAGAGGAGAGCGGAGCUACGGUCCAGGGCCUGCGGGUCACUCUAGACGAGGAGCUGGUGGCGGAGCGUGAUAGGCUGGAGGCCCGGAAGAGGAAGGACUCAGAGAACCUGAGGAUGGAGCUGGAGACAGAGCUUCAAGCGGAGAGACAGAGGCUGCUGGGAGAGAAGGAGGAGAAACUGAGCUCUCUGAGACAGGAGAUCAAAAGCACAGAGAGAAGAAAAGAGUUGAGGAGUAUUCGCCCUGAGCAGCAGCUGACUGAGUAUCGUAGAGAGCUGGCUGACGUGCUGCAGGAAGUGAGGGAGGAAGUUCAGCGGGACCAUAACAGGAAGCUGGAGCAGCUGAAGGAGGAGCACAGGAGGGAGCUGAGCGCCAUCAGGGAACAGCACCUAGACCAGGAGGCGACCCAGAGAGAGCGUUUGCUGUGUGCUCUGCAGGAUGAGCGAGAGCGUCUGCAAAGCACACACACCGUUCAACUGGAGAAACUCCGCCUGCAGCUGGAAACACAGACACAGAAGACAUGGCUGGCACACACACGCAAGGAGUCUGAGCUGCAGGACCAGUUGGAGCAGCUGGAGCUGAAAACCAAAGAUCUGAAGACCCAGGAGGCCCUGCUGCAAACCAAGGAAGCAGAUCUGAAGAGGAGGAGGAAGAGGCUGGGGGAAGAGGAGGAGGAGGUUGAGAGAGGCAUGAAGUGUGUUUUUGUUUGGGACUGCUUUACUGAGAGGGGAACCAAACUCCCUGACCCUGCCUCUAAACAAUGUAGUGUUGUUUCGUUUGUGUGUGUGUGUGUGUGUGUGUGUGUGUGUGUGUGUGUGUGUGUGUGUGUGUGUGUGUGUGUGUGUGUGUGUGUGUGUGUGUGUGUGUGUGUGUGUGUGUGUGUGUGUGUGUGUGUGUGUGUGCGUGCGUGCGUGCCUGGUUGUUCCCGCCAGGAGAGGGAGCAGCUGACGGAGGAGCUGGGCCGGGCGCGGGAGGAGCGGCGGCGGGCCCAACAGGGUGCGGAGGGGGCGAGGGGCGAGCGGGACGCGGCCUGCGAGGAGUUCCGCCGCGCCCAGGAGGACCGGGAGCGGCUGGAGCACAAGGUGGAGGCACUGCAGGAACGCUGCGCACGCCUCGGCGGCAGGGUCAGUGAACUGGAGCAAGGCGAGGGAGCCGGCGUCUCCUCCACCCCUCCGCCCAGACUGGAGAAGAAGAAGGCGGAGGGCCGGGCAGAGAAGGUGGACGACCCCCCCCCCUCUCACGCCCCGAGUGGCGUGGGCAACAGAUCGCUGCACAUGGGGGACCUGGAGGAGCCGCCCCUCUUCCCCGUCCCCGACAGCCAGAGCAGCCUGCAGGACAUGCGUCGCUACAUCAGCACGGAGGAGGCGUCCCUCCAAGAGGCCCGGCGUUUCCUGGAGCGGGAGAGCCGGCGCCUGGCGGAGAGGCAGGCGGCGCUGCAGGCGGCCGGCCCGGGGCCCUACACCCGCCACCACAGCCUGGACGCCGCCGGGCAGGAGCCGGGUCAUGUGGAGCAGCUGCGGCGUGCGGUCCAGCAGGGCAGCACGCUGCUGCGGCGCAAGGAGGAGCAGCUGCAGCAGCUGGAGAGCUCCCUGGCGGAGGAGCCCCUGUUGGAGGAGCUGUCCCGCAUGGCCGGGGAGCGCAAGGUGACCUUCGACGUGACAGACUCUGACCUCAGCAGCACCCUGGACCCCCACGACGGACCAGGCGGCCAUCCUACCGUACCUGCCAAGGUGCAGCAGUUGGCGGAGUCCCUGCAGCAGAUCUCGGGUCAGCUCAACCUCGUGCUAGGGGCCCUGGGCUCGCUGGCCCCGCCCUCCGCCUGCAGCCAGGGGUCCGGCGGGUUGCCCCCCACCUCCUCUGCACCCCUCUCCGCCGGGCCCCCCUGGGCAUGGGGCGGGAACCACCCCGGGGCCGCGCCCCUCUUCGCCAGCUCCAUGUCCGCUACACAGAGGGCCCCGGCCGACCUCCUGAGCAGCCGCUGGGCCAAGCUGUUCCCCGGAGCCCCUCUAGACCCAGUGGCCUCCAGCACCUUGAGGACCACUUCAACGUACUCUUCAUUCACUCCUGCAAGCGUGCCGGAGCUCGACGGUCAGCGGCUGCAGGGGCUGAUCGACGGGAACAAGAGGUGGCUGGAGAUGCGACGGAAGGACGCCAGCAUACCUCUGUUCACCCGCUACCGGCCGCCAUCCACCGGGGGCGCCGGGCUGGUCCAGCUGGGCCUCGACGACAACAACCAGAUCAAGGUCUACCACUACUGAGGACCCCCGGACCCCCACAUGAAGGAGCUCCAUGGAUCUGUUUAUCUGCCCCCCAACGUCAUUUACAUUACUCUACCAAAAUGCUGCGACAGCUGGUCAUAACAUUGUCCACUUCCACUGUCGGAGGGAGGGGGCGGGGCGGGGAUACUUAGACUUGACUUUAGCUAUAGUGUGUAUGAAGCCUAGAGAAGGAUGCGCUAGAUGCCUUAAGUGAGUUCCAGGAAACCGUGUUGAAUGAAACCACUGAAGUUCAAACACUCAGUGCAUUCACUGUUCAGUGAAACUGGAGGUGAAGGAGUCGCACAAGAAAGUUUAGACAAUCGCAGCGUUCAAAGCUGUCUUUUUAUACAUGAAAACUGGCACAUGUGAAUGUGCGAGCUCCAAGCAGGUUACAACAAGCACCUAGAGGUGUUUCUAUCUAUUUAGCCUCAUUAUGGCUUUUUUGUUGACUCCUUUGUGUAGUAUGCAUUGAUCAGAGCUGAGUUAUAAGAGUAGGGGCAUGAACAGGGGGCCCCAUGAGUUAAUGAAGUUAUUAAUAUGGAUCCAGUGCCUAGAAUGAACUUCUUGAUGCACCCGUGUGAUGAAGGCCUGUUGUUGUACAUUCAUGUAAAAUAAGAAACCGGCCAUUAUGUUGUUUAUCUGUAUUUAUUGGUUAUUUUUUAUCAUCUAAUGCAAAUAUUAAGGCCAGAUGUUACUGUAGAUUAAGUGUGCCUUUGCUUCUUAUUAGGUAACUGAGAUGCUUUUAACAGCAUGCUUUUCAAAGAACUGGGACAAGUCUGUUCAAUCCGAACACACUUUAGUCAAACAAGGUCACCUGAAUAGAACGUGGGUCGAUGGAGAAUAUACCACUAAUGUGAUGUUGACCGGCCUGCGGUCUUCAUUGAGCUUCAUGCUUGGUAGACAUUGUGCAUAAAUGUGUUUGAAUUUGUAUUUUUCUAUGAAAUAUAUCAAAUCUACGUUUUUAUACAUUUUCAA
This is a messenger RNA of Gadus morhua (Atlantic cod), 6365 nucleotides long. RefSeq names its product centrosomal protein 164 (gene cep164). Lineage: Eukaryota; Metazoa; Chordata; Actinopteri; Gadiformes; Gadidae. The record is from RefSeq and is a predicted model, not a curated record. Gene Ontology annotation, molecular function: protein binding. Gene Ontology annotation, cellular component: ciliary transition fiber; centriole; centrosome. Gene Ontology annotation, biological process: cilium assembly.